AUGCACCGCCCCGGGCCGGUCUGCUGGGCGCUGCUGCUCGCCCUGGGGCUGUGCUGCGCGCACCGGGCGCGCUCCCGCCACGUGCUGCUAAUCCUGGCGGAUGACGGGGGCUUCGAGAGCGGCGCCUACAACAACAGCGCCAUCGCCACGCCGCACCUGGACGCCCUGGCCCGGCGCAGCCUGGUCUUCCGCCAUGCCUUCACCUCCGUCAGCAGCUGCUCGCCCAGCCGCGCCAGCCUCCUCACGGGCCUGCCCCAGCACCAGAACGGGAUGUACGGCCUGCACCAGGGCGUGCACCACUUCAGCUCCUUCGAGGGCGUGCAGAGCCUGCCGCUGCUGCUCGGCCGCGCCGCCGUGCGCACAGGCAUCAUCGGGAAGAAGCACGUGGGGCCGGAGGCGGUGUUCCCCUUCGACUUCGCGCACACGGAGGAGACGGACUCCGUGCUCCAGGUGGGCCGUAACGUCACCAGGAUCCGGCUGCUGGUCCGCGAGUUCCUGCAGACGGGGGACGGCAGGCCCUUCUUCCUGUAUGUCGCCUUCCACGACCCCCACCGCUGCGGGCACUCCCAGCCCCAGUACGGGGCCUUCUGCGAGAAGUUCGGCAACGGGGAGAGCGGCAUGGGGCGCAUCCCAGACUGGACCCCACAGGUCUACGAUCCCCAGGAUGUGCAGGUGCCUUACUUCGUCCCCGACACCCCGGCGGCCCGGGCUGACCUGGCCGCUCAGUACACCACCAUCGGCCGCAUGGACCAAGGGGUCGGGCUGGUGCUGCAGGAGCUGCGGGCGGCCGGCGUCCUGAACGACACCCUGGUGAUCUUCACCUCCGACAACGGCAUCCCCUUCCCCAGCGGCAGGACCAACCUGUACUGGCCGGGCGCCGCGGAGCCCCUGCUGGUGUCGUCCCCGGAGCACCCGCAACGCUGGGGCCAGGUCAGCGAGGCCUACGUGAGCCUCCUCGACCUCACGCCCACCGUGCUGGACUGGUUCUCCAUCCCCUACCCCCGCUACGCCAUCUUCGGCUCCAAGACGGUCCAGCUCACUGGCCGGUCUCUCCUGCCGGCGCUGGACGCGGAGCCCGCCUGGACCACCGUCUUCGGCAGCCAGAGCCACCACGAGGCCACCAUGUUCUACCCGAUGCGCUCUGUGCAGCACGGGGCCCUGCGCCUGGUGCACAACCUGCACUUCAAGAUGCCCUUCCCCAUCGACCAGGACCUCUACGUGUCGCCCACCUUCCAGGACCUGCUGAACCGCACGGCGGCCGGCCGGCCCACACGCUGGUACAAAGACCUGCACGGCUACUACUACCGGGAGCGCUGGGAGCUCUACGACCUCCGCCGUGACCCCCGAGAGACCCAGAACCUGGCUGCCGACCCGCACUACGCCCCGGCGCUGGAGCUGCUGCGGGCCCGGCUGGCCAAGUGGCAGUGGGAGACCCAGGACCCCUGGGUGUGCGCCCCUGACGGGGUCCUGGAGGAGAGGCUCUCGCCCCAGUGCCGGCCCCUGCACAACGAGCUGUGA
Molecule: messenger RNA, 1518 nt
Organism: Pipistrellus nathusii (Nathusius's pipistrelle)
Lineage: Eukaryota; Metazoa; Chordata; Mammalia; Chiroptera; Vespertilionidae
Source: the annotation of a GenBank genome assembly